UUGCUUCGUCGGCAAAGAAAGACGACGAUGGCUUUAGCAAAAGAAAGUCACAGGUGAAGACUUUCAAAAUAAGGGAAAUAAUAAUAUACGAUGAAACCCUCUACUUCGUCUUCGUUUGUUCUCUACCUGUUCACUACUCACUUCCAAUCUUGCUCGCACGAUCUGAACUUCUAUUCCACGUUCUCUCUGGAUCGUUCCCUUCCGAAUCGUUCCACAGAAAGUGGUGCAAAGUGAUAUGUUUUAUCCAUCUAGUGGGCGGAACCAGAGACCCAAAGGGUUUAAGGUUAAGCAGGCAUUUCAAGUGAUUUUGCUUUUGGCAGUUUCUAUUUGGUUGCUAUACCAGAUCAAGCACUCACACAGUAAACCAAAGGAAUAUGGUGGUGAGCAGAAGAAGCUCAGCAGUGAGCAUGGAAGCAUGGUUUUGGGACGUAAAGGGGGCACAGGAUUUAGUGAAGGGGGGGUUUACACAGACUCCAUUGAAGUGAAUCAUGUAGGGGAAGGCCAAAGAAAAAAAGAUGGAGGUGGUGGAGAUGAUGAGUUAGAUAGGAAUAUUGAAGAGAAGGCCCAAGAUGAGUCUUUCAUCAAUGGGCAUGAAGAUUUGCAAGGGAAUAUUACUAAUGAUGAAAAAGAUGGUGCGAAGGAACUAGAAACUCAAAAUAGGGAAUCAAUGAGAAGUGAGGAAAAUAAUCUAGGUACUCAGGUGAGAGAUAGGGAUGAAGCAGUUUCAGAUAAUGCGGAAGAACCCUUGGAAAAGGGACAUGAAGAUUCAAAGGAAGGCCUCACAAACAUUAUUGAGCAAGAGGACAGAGAAAAGGUAGAAACGCAAAAUGAUGAGCCAAAGAAAAGUGAGACAAGUAAUCCUGAUACUGAAGUGAUAGACACAGGUGAAGCAAUGGGUUCAGAUAAGGGGAAAGAAGAACAACAAAACAAGGAGCAUGAAGAUUCGAAGGAAAGCUUCACAGACCAUGCAGAGCAAGAGGACCGAAAAUUUCUAGAAAGACAAAAUGAGGAGACAGAGAAGAGUGAGAAAGUUAAUCCUGAUACUGAAGUAAUAGACAGAGAAGAAGCUGUGAGUUCAGAUAAGGGGGAAGAAGAAGCACUGAACAAGAGGCAUGAAGAUUCAAAGGAAAGUUUCACAGAACAUGAGGAACAAGGGGACAGAGAAAUGCUAGAAAGACAAAAUGACGAACCAGAGAACAGUGAGAAAGGUAAUCCUGAUACUAAAGUAAUAGACACAGAUGAAGCAGUGGGUUUAGGUAAGGACUCUAAAGGAAAUGCAGAGGAUAUUGCUCUGCAACAUAGUGAAACUGAGAACAUUACUGUUCCUGGUCAAACUGAAAUGGGAGAUGAGCUCCAAGGCUUUCAUGAUGAGAAUGGGGUUCCACAAGAUGGCAAUGAUCUCCUAAACUCCCACGGCAAUGGAACUACUAGUGAUGAACAGGCAAAGGAUACAAAUCAGGAUCAUGAGACCAUUUCAAGUUUGGAGAAUCAGACCCAAGUUGCGGAAAUCACAAACCAGACAGCCGGUGAAUCCUCCAAUUCAUCUCAAGCUGAUGAGCCGACUGACAGAGGAAUGUCAACUGACAACUUGGUUAUCAAACAAGGAGAAUUUCAAUCUGAAGAGAGUGGAACUUUUUCUGUGGUGAAAGCCAUAAGUAACAACAUACUUGAAGGCAGCAAGACCAAGUCUAAUGAUAAUGUCGAAAACAGUUCUCAAUCUGGAGAUAACUCUGAUGUAUCAAGCAUCAAGGGGUCAUCAGAAAGCAGUCAGGAUGCUACUUUUAGUUCAGAAAGUUCUAGUUCUUCACAACCAGAAAAUGAAGAAGCUACAGUUAUAGAGACACUUCCACAAGCUGAAAAUGCAGCGGACAGUAAGGAAUAAUGUCCAAUUCACAAGGAUUAAUGUUUAAUUCAUCCCUUGUAGUAAAUGCUAUAUUUUCCGUCUUCUAUUUUUCUUGAGAAGUGUAGUAUUGCCUAUCUUUCUUAUUUUC
Molecule: messenger RNA, 1991 nt
Organism: Macadamia integrifolia
Lineage: Eukaryota; Viridiplantae; Streptophyta; Magnoliopsida; Proteales; Proteaceae
Product: intracellular protein transport protein USO1-like
Exons: 2
Coding region: 236-1882 (548 amino acids)
Source: RefSeq, a predicted model, not a curated record